AGAAUCCAUUUCAGUUUGCUAGAGGACCAUUUUUAAUCUGAAUUGAACCACCCCUUUUGCUUUCUUAGCCAAAUCACCAAAAUGUGCAGUUAGAGUGAGAAUUUAGCCUUCCGCAAAAGAAGUUAACAGCUGAGAGGAAACAUUCUGAAAUGGAUCUCAAGUACUUCAUCUUAAUUUUGUUUUGUGGAUACCUGAAUGAUACAAUUUUCUCAGAGACAGAAGCAACUACAACAGAGAACCAACCACAGUCUGCUCUAUUGGGAUCACCAAUACCAUAUGUCUCCACUAAUUCUCAAAACACAACAGGGAAUCCUUUGGGUCAACCAACACAAUUCAACAACGUUGCUUCUGAACAACUAAUACAAACUGCCACAGUCACUGGACAACCAACACCAGCUGCCUCUUCUGAAAAACCAGCACCACAUAUUUCUGCUGGACAACUACCUGCCUAUAACAUCACCAGGCAAUCAACAGCAAUGGCCAGUGCUUCCUCCCCACAAAUGGCACUACCUGUGUUCACCUCUGCCAGCCAACUACCACUAUCUGCCCACACUCCUACCAGAAAACUGCCACCUUUUAUCUACACUUCCACUCAACAGCCAUUAUUUAUCCACACCUCUUCUAGUAAACAAGUAGCACCAACCAUUCAUAAUCUAGCCACACAACAAACACCAAAUGUCAAAAGUUCACCUAUGUUUACACCAGGAUUCAUCCUACAAACCACUAGUAGCAGUAAGAGCCCACCUAAAACCAAGUCUAAUUCAACAGCUGCCAUAUUAGUUGGUAUAAUUAUGACUUCUAUGUUGAUAGCUAUAAUCAUGAUUAUACUAUGGAAAUGCUUGAGAAAACCAGUUUUAAAUGAUCAAAAUUGGGCAGGUAGGUCUCCAUUUGCUGAUGGUGAAACCCCUGACAUAUGUUCGGAUAACAUUAGAGAAAAUGAAGUGCCCACAAAACGUACAUCAAUUAUUUCACUUAUGGCCUGGAAACCAAGCAAAAGCACAGUUUCAGCAGAUGACUUAGAAAUUAAGUUGUUUGAAUCAAGUGAAAACAUUGAAGAUUCAAACAACCCCAAAACAGAGAAAAUGAAAGAUCAAGCAAAUGGUACAUCAGAGGAUAGUGCUGGUGGAUCAACAAUUGGCACUGCCAUUUCCUCUUCAGACGAUGCAGAUCUGCCUCCACCACCUCCUCCCCUUCUUGACUUGGAAGGACAGGAGAGCAACCAAUCUGACAUAAUGACGUUAUCUCUUCUUCCAAGUGAUUCCACCAAACUCCCAUCUCUGGACUGUCUCAAUCAAGACUCUGAAGAUCAUAAUUCCGAGUUCCAAGAGUCAUUUCCACCUCCCCCUGACUCAUUUAACUUGCCCCUGGCACCAGAAGAUUUUAUGAAAAACCAGGAAGAUUCCAACAAGGAGACCCAGUGUCAGUUCUCUAUUCCUCUUGACUCUGAUCAAGAUCUCAAUGAAUCCCUGCCACCCCCACCUGAAGAAUUAUUAUAAAUACUACAACUUGCUUUUUAGCUGCUUUUCUGUCCUUAAAGGAUUCCAUCUUUUGUUUUACUCAUAUGAUGAAAUAUAUUCACUGGUAACUGGUAGCCAAUUCUGAUUUUUAUUCAGGAACUACCUGAAAUCUGCUCAAAGCUCAUGUGCAUACGUGGAACUUAUUUUUAAAAACUAUGUAAUAGUGAUCUAUAUACUGGCUAUAGUACCUAACUUUAAUGUAUAGUACAUUUUAUGUAGGUGGAUGGAUGUCAAAAACAACCAGUUUGGAAACAAAAGUCUACAUAUAUUUAAUAUCACCCAGUAGAUAGUUUUUUUCUUGAAAAGCCGUGAAUAAAGUUACCUUGAAUAAAUAAAAUUCUAUUUUUCCAUUUCAAAGUUUGAGGUGGGGGAAAUGAGAAAUUAAAUAUACAGUCUAAGUUUUAAAUUAAUCCCUCAGGUAUAUUAAAUAAAUGUUCCAAGUUUGUGUGGAUGUGAGAUUAAAAUGCAUGUUUGAGAAUAGAGAAAUAUCCUUUUUAGCUCUCAUGGAAAACAGUAAAACAAACAAAUUAAAACACCAAAAUGGGGGGUUGGUUGGGGACCUUCACUCUGAAUAAAAACAGGAGCAUGUACUAUAGCAUGUAGACAUUUGCUUAUCUUGUUGGGGAAGUACAAAUUUUAAAACUAGCCCCAUUAAAAAGUUUUGUCUUUACAUACCUUAAAAACCCAAACAAAUGAAAUCUUAUAUAAAGGGGAAAAAAAAACUUUUUGGCUUCAUUCCAAAUUUGGAUGAUUAUUUUUCUCUGGGUAAACAGAUUGUGUCAAAAUACAAAUGGUUCCCAACUUUCACUGAACUCACACUUUCUGACACUAUACAUUUGAGCUCUUAAAAACCACCUUUCUUGGAAGCAACCUAAGUGUCCAUCAGUAGAUGAAUGGUUAAAGAAGAUGUGGUACAUAUACACAAUGGAAUAAUAUUCAGCCAUAAGAAGAAAACAAAUCCUA
Molecule: messenger RNA, 2480 nt
Organism: Manis javanica (Malayan pangolin)
Lineage: Eukaryota; Metazoa; Chordata; Mammalia; Pholidota; Manidae
Gene: EVI2B
Product: ecotropic viral integration site 2B
Biological process (GO): positive regulation of neutrophil differentiation; regulation of stem cell division
Source: RefSeq, a predicted model, not a curated record